AUGGGUUAUCUGUCUGCUCUCCCUGCAGCUUCAGCUGCAGGAGACGCGAAAAAUACAGUCUCUUCAUCAUCAUCAUCAUCAUCAUCAUCAUCAUCAGCAGCAGCAGCAGCAGCAUCAGCAGCAGCAGCAGCAGCAGGAGGAGGAGGAGGAGGAUCGGGAGCAGCAGCAUUAGAAGGAGCAGGAUGGGCUAUAGACUUUGUAAAGGGUGUGGGGUGGGCUGAAGAACAAGGGAGACGAUUUAAGAUGGAGGACGGUCUCGUUGUUAUUAGAGGCUUCGGACAGCAAAAAGGUGCCUGGCUAUUUUGUCUCUUUGACGGUCACGGGGGGCGACAGACUGUUGAUGUUUUGCUUCAACUCCUUCAUAAAACCCUUUGGGUAGAGAUCAAUAGCAGAGCUUUCAGAAAAAGAGAUCAGCUUAUACACAACAAACACAAACAGCAACAGCAGCAACAGCAGCAGCAGCAGGGACAGCAGCAGGGACAGCAGCAGGGACAGCAGCAGCAGCAGGGACAGCAGCAGCAGCAGGAGGAGAUAGACGGGUCUUUAGACUGGGAGAGCUUAAUGAAUGCUUUAAGUUUGCCUGUGGGGUCGGCUCUUCCUGCUCCUCUAGCAUUUUGUACUGCGGCAGAUAUUGAAGCUGCAUUUGCUGCUGCAUUUAAAUCUGCUGAUGAGAAGCUGCUGCGCUUAGGAAUCAGAGAGAGCGGCAGCACUGCUUGUGUCUGUUUAAUUCAUCCCUCUCUUACUGUCCCUUCACCUGUCUCCUUGGCUCCCUCCACUCAGAAGGAGACACCUCAACACACAAACGGCAACAGCAGCAGCAGCAGCAGCAGCACUAAUGGGAGCAUAAGCGACAGCAGCAGCAGCAUCACAGGUAACAGCAGCAGCAGCAGUGACAGCAGCAGGGACAGCAGCAGCAGCAGCAGCAACAACAACAACGGUUGGGGUUUAUCUGUGUUGCUGCAUGCAGCGCAUUUAGGAGACACUCGUUUGCUGCUGGUGUUUGCUGAUGGUAGCUGCAAGCGAAUGACUGCUGCUUCAGACCAUAAGGCAUCAGCAGCAGCAGAGACAGAAAGAGUAGAAGCAUUAGGCGGGUUUGUUAUCGGAGAGAGAGUUAACGGUGUGCUCGCUAUAGGGAGGGCUUUCGGUGAUUGGGGGCUGAAGCUAGGGCCGCAUGCAUCUCCUGCGCUGCUGCAGAGAGACAGAGACAGACAGCUAGUUGUCUGUAACAAACCAGAUGUACAAACGGAGACAUUCGUGCUGCAGCAGCAGCAGCAGCCGCAGCACCAGAUGCAGCAAGAUCUGCACCAGCAGCAACACAAACAAACACGUCUUCUCUCGCCACGGGGACCAUACAGAGAAGCAGCAGCAACUGCAUCAGCCGCAGCAACCAGUAACGGCAGCAGCAGCUGCAGCAACAGCAGCAGCAGCAGCAGUGGCAGUGGCAGGAGAAGGGUUGUGUCGCAGCAGCAGCAGCGGGAACCCGCGCUGCUGCUGCUGGGGUGUGAUGGUCUCUUCGAUGUUAUGGAUGAUAAUGCUGCUGCUGCUUUCGCUUUGGGAGUCGUGCAGGCUGUUGCUGCAGCAUAUCCUGCUGCUGCAGCAAGCGAAGCAGCAGAAGCAGCAGCAAGAGCCCUUGUUCAUGAGGCUGUCUCUCUUCGAAUGAGUGGAGACAAUGUCUCUAUUAUUGUCUGUCUCCUUCAAGAGCCUCGAGACCUUGCUGCUGCUGCUGCUGCUGCUGCAGGAGACAGCCGCCAGGUGCCCCUCAGCACUCCCAAGCAGCAGCGCCCCAACAACCCUGCUGCAGCAGCCCAUGCUGCAGCUGCUGCAGCAGCAGCAGCAGCAGCAGCAAAGGGGAAUACAAUGGACAAAGGCUUGUGGCAGCACAUGGUGCCUGGGGGCCUCAGACAGAGCGCAGCAGAUGUCCCUCCAGAGUUUGUUGCUGCUGCAGCAGCAGCAGCAACAACACCAACGGGAAUUGCUGCACUUUCACCCGCCAUAGCAGCAGCAGCAACGCCUGCUGUAGCAACGCCUGCUGUAGCAACACCUGCUGCAGUAACACCUGCUGCAGUAACACCUGCAGCAGCAGCAGCAGCAGCAGCAGCAGCGGCGGAGAAGCAGCAAGAGACUGCUUUCCUAUCCGAACGCCCAUGGGGUUCAGAGGGAGCAGCAGCUGCUGCAGCAGCAGCAGCAGCCAGCAGCAGCACGAACGACGAAGAGGAAAGCUCUUCCUUCAGCCCAAGCGGCAACUGCAGCAGCAGCAGCAACAACAGCAGCAACAGUGAAUGCCCUGUGGUGUGUGGGGCGCCUGUCAGCAGCCUUAGAAAGGAGACAGAUUGCGGCAGUCAGUCUGAGCUGCUACGGUCCCCUGCAGCAGCAGCUGCUGCAGCAGCAGCACCUACAGGGGCAGAAGCAGUGCCUGCUGCUGGAGAAGAGGCUGGUGCAGCAGCAGCGCUGUCUGGGGCGCAGCAGGAGGAGCUGCUGCUGAUGCUGCAGCGACAGCAGCCACUCUGUGAGCCUCCUGCAGCAAUAGACGAGCAGCAGCUGCUGCUGUCUUUAAGGACCCACCAGCAGCAGCUGCAGCAGCAGUACCUUUCGCAGUCUCAGCGGCAGCGUGCAGCAGCAUCAGCAUCAGGAGUGGGACCAGCAGCAGCAGCAGCAGCAGGACCAGCAGCAGCAGCAGCAGCAGCAGCAGCAGAGAAUAUGUCUCCACUCACUCCUGUUGCAGGGCUGCCCCUUACAGCUCUCACCCCACAAGGGAGACAUCUUUAUAACAGGCCAGCGUGCUACGGGACAGCAGCCCCCUGGGUUGCUUCUGUGCAGCAGCAGCAGAAGCAGCAGCAACUGCAGCAGCAGCAGCAGCAGCAGCAGCAACUGCAGCAGCAGCAGCAGCCAAGGCCGCUGCAGGCUGGCGGCGCGCUGUGGGCCCCUCAGCUUGCUGCUCAGGAAGGAGCAUCACCUCUUGCAUUUAAUUCUCGUGGGGCUGCUUGCUAA
Eimeria acervulina is the source of this 2988-nucleotide messenger RNA. Its product is annotated as protein phosphatase 2C, putative. Bases 1 to 2988 code for a protein of 995 amino acids. Gene Ontology annotation, biological process: protein dephosphorylation. Gene Ontology annotation, molecular function: cation binding; protein serine/threonine phosphatase activity. The transcript has a single exon. The record is from RefSeq and is a predicted model, not a curated record. Lineage: Eukaryota; Apicomplexa; Conoidasida; Eucoccidiorida; Eimeriidae.